CAUUUCCUGAUCUCGCUUUAUAUAUCUCUAGAGAUGUCUACAAACAAGUAUUAAUUUAUAUGUUUAAUGUGUCCGCUUCACGUAAGUACAAUGUUGAUGUCUGAUAGGAUGUUGCUCAAGGUCCUUGUUCUCGGCGACAGUGGGGUUGGCAAGACAUCUUUGAUGAAUCAAUAUGCUUAUAACAAGUUCAACAAACAAUACAAGGCAACUAUUGGUGCUGAUUUUGUGACAAAAGAGUUACAUAUAGACGACAAGCUAGUCACAUUGCAAAUUUGGGACACAGCCGGGCAAGAGAGGUUUCAUAGUCUUGGAGUUUCGUUUUACAGAGGGGCUGAUUGUUGUGUUCUUGUUUAUGAUGUAAACAUUCAAAAGACCUUCGAAACCCUACAAACAUGGCACGAAGAGUUUAUAAAACAGGCCAAUCCAAAAGAACCUGAGCGAUUCCCAUUCGUAUUGUUGGGGAAUAAGGUGGACACAGAUGGUGGGAGUUGUCGGGCUGUUUCUGAGAAGACGGCAAGAGAAUGGUGUGCUUCAAAGGGAAAUAUACCAUACGUUGAGACAUCGGCCAAAGAGAACUACAAUGUUGACGAUGCAUUCCUUUGUGUUGCUAAGACUGCUCUUGCAAGUGAACAUGAAUAUGAAGAUGUAAAUGAAAUGAAUUUUCAGAGAAUUUCAACUACAAUUUCUGAAACCGAGCAAGAACGAAGUUGUGCCUGCUGAUGAACUCUAUACCAGAAUCAAGAUAAAGAUUAACACCUAUGCAAAAUAUUUCUAUUUCUGUCGCAUUUUGUAAUAAAUAAACCAUAGAAGUUUCAAUAUUUUAGAUGUGACUUUUAUCAUCUUUUAAUAAUUUGGAUUAUGUAUAGACAAAUCCUUUUCAAAUUA
This is a messenger RNA of Erigeron canadensis, 885 nucleotides long. Its product is annotated as ras-related protein Rab7-like. Gene Ontology annotation, cellular component: vacuolar membrane. NCBI's taxonomy places the organism in Eukaryota, Viridiplantae, Streptophyta, Magnoliopsida, Asterales, Asteraceae. The transcript is spliced from 7 exons. The record is from RefSeq and is a predicted model, not a curated record. Bases 67 to 720 code for a protein of 217 amino acids. Gene Ontology annotation, molecular function: GTP binding; GTPase activity.